Molecule: messenger RNA, 2169 nt
Organism: Megalobrama amblycephala (Wuchang bream)
Lineage: Eukaryota; Metazoa; Chordata; Actinopteri; Cypriniformes; Xenocyprididae
Exons: 5
Coding region: 145-1473 (442 amino acids)
Source: RefSeq, a predicted model, not a curated record
CAGCGCAUGCUCAUAGGUGGUUCUUUCAAAAUGGGCGUUGAAACGUUGCCUAUACGGCGAAGGUUUCUCGGAGACUUUGCACAGUCUGUCUAUCACCACUGGAGAUAGGACGAACAUCAAAGAGUACGAGAAAUUUAUGACAGCAUGGCAUCCAUUUCAGCUGACCAGAAUACCCCUCAACUGCUGUCAGUUGGAGAAAAGGAUAAGAAACGGUUGCUAGAGGUGUAUGUAAAGCGAAGUUUCAGCCUUAACGAUGGCUCACAAUGUCCUCUGAGGCAGGAGCACAGAUCACGCAAAUGGGUCCUCAUCACUGAGCAGAGGACAAGAGAUCGCAGACAUUCCAGUGAUACAUCUCUGAACUUGACUUCACAAGCCUCCAUCUCAGAUGAGGACAUUAGAUAUGAGCCUGUCAUUGAACCACAACUGGACAAAAAGGAGAUGCCUUCUGAGAAGAAAUCCAAAAAGUGGAAAGUCAGCCUGCGUCGCAACGAUGGCUCUAAUGGGUCGCAGAAGUCCAAUGGCAAAUCCAAGAAGUGGUUUCAAUAUUUGGAUAAGGGCAAGGAGGAUGGUGGGCUAAACAGUGAUGCUUCCCCCCAAACUAGUACAGUUGCUGUUGGAGAUAUUCAUUCAAAGACGCCAGAGUCUUCUACAGUGGAAAGGAAGGACAAAGAAGGCAAGAAGACUAAGAAACCCACUGUAUGGAAGACUUUCUUGAGCUUUUUUUCCAAAGGAAGCAGUGAAAAGGAACAAGAUCAUCAGAGAACUGAAGAAAAGCUCCCACUUUCCCAACCCUCAACACCCCAAAUGUCUUGUUUGCCUUUAGCUGAUGGCAAAUCAAAAGGUGACGUCAACCUGCGCCACUCAAAAUCUUUGAAAAAGAAAAAGUCGCAGAGGAGAUCGUUAAAAUUGAGACGAAGUGGAGAUAUGUCCACUGCCAAAUCUGUUGCGAUGGUGGAACCCACCAACUCGUACUAUGAGAAAGUGUCAGAGGAACUGGAGAAAAUCGUGCAUGAAGUGAAAGACAAUCCAGCCGAUGACAAUGUCACUUCUCAACCAACAGACCAGAUCUCACAAGAAGAGGUUAUCAGGAGAAUCAUAGAACUGAUGAAACAAGAAGGGGACAAACUAGAUAUCGGGCUGAAAGAGAACAGCACCGUGAUCAGUUUUCUGAACAGGAUCACCUAUAGAUCCUUCCAGCAAAUGGCUGAUCAAUAUGUUCAGUCAGAAGUUCCAAAUAAGAACACCUGCCCAACCGUCGUGGCACCAGAGCUGGUGAAGUUCGCCUUCACUCUGGACUUCACUGCUCAAGUCGCUAAUCUGCACCGCCAGGCUACAGGCCACAUCAUGGGCUUGGGGAACCAGUAUCUCCAAGAUCGUUUCACUCACAUGAGCGAGAGCCAUCCGCAUCUCGCUGACAUUAAAGCAAAGGAUCAGAAAACGCAGAACUCUGAGCAAGAAUUCUUAAGCUUGUAGAAGCAUGAGCUUCUAGUUGACAUAGUUUUACUGGAUAUACCUCUGAAAUUUACAAAAAACGACGGAAUGAAGGAUUUUAAAGUUUUUUUUUUUUUUUUGCACAAUAACCCAAUAAUGUGCUAACACACACCAGAAAGAACUGCUUUGCUUAUAUCAUAGAACAUUAUUGAAGUUAUUUGAUAUUUGGGAGAAAAAAACUUUGUGAAUAUUUCUAAAGAAAUCGAAACCAUCAGCCUUUGAGAAUUUGAACAUACUAAACCUUUGCGUAAUUUGUUGCAAAGUGUAAACUAAAAAAACAUACCUGAAGCUAGAGAAAUCUUAAUGUGAAUGUAUUCUGCAAAUGUUUGCACAACUGCAUUCAUUAUUUUUAUUUAUAUAAUGUAAUGUUUUUUGUUUUUUUAUCUGUAUAUUAUACCACUCUCUAAUUAUGUAUUUUAAAUAUGUUGUAACUGUGUAUGCGGGCAUAUGCAGAAUGUUUACACCAUAAUGAUUAAAUAUAGUGAAUAUGUUUUAUAAAGUGUUGUCCAUGAUGUCAUUUAUUCAUUUUCCUCUAAAAUUGUUAAAUACCUCAUUUAAAUUAUCCAAAAUAAAAUAAAAACAUUUAAUGAGCAUAGCAAAUUUAGUUUAUGAAUGAAAAAUAAAGUAAUAUGAUUACAGCCAACUACUGACUGAUCUAGUUUUAUGCUGUGCAAUCUU